UAUCCUACUACGAACAAAAUGUUCUCCUAUCUUGCCGGUCUUGCUACCCUCCUUGCUGUCGCGACAGCCCAGAUCACCACCCCCUGUACUUACCAGGAGUAUGUGUGUGGUUCGACUCUGAUCGCCGGUGGAUACACUGCUGCUGCCGAACUGAGAGCAGCUUAUGAUCUCAACCCCGAUGCUCCCACCAUUACGGAUGCCCAGCUGGGCCAGGUCCUCUUCCGCUGCAUCGACCAAGCCGGUGGCAUUGUCGGCAACUCUUACUGCAUUGUCAACUGUGCAGUGAUUGGCGACGACACCGUCAACGAUAUGUGCACUAUGUAAGGUGGAGUGGUUUUAUUGCGAUGGUCGCUGCGAUGGCCAGAGUUUGGAAAUUGCAACUGAGGAGGGCGCGAGGAUUUAGAGCUGGGGAAUUGCGAUAGUGCUACUACUCUUUUUUCCCCAUGUUGUGGGUUUUUUUUAAUGAGAGCAGCGAUUUUUG
Messenger RNA from Trichoderma reesei QM6a, 481 nucleotides. RefSeq lists its product as uncharacterized. Bases 19 to 324 code for a protein of 101 amino acids. NCBI's taxonomy places the organism in Eukaryota, Fungi, Ascomycota, Sordariomycetes, Hypocreales, Hypocreaceae. The transcript is spliced from 2 exons. The record is from RefSeq and is a predicted model, not a curated record.